GUGGAAAAUCUGUAUUUAUUAUUCUUCUAUUUCGAUCUUCAAGUCAUUGAAGAUAUGUUAACAGGAGCGAUUGAGAAAUUUUCGAUUCAUAAUCGAGAUCCAUGCUUCAAGCUAUGAAUUACCCUUGUUGAAUGUUACGCUGUGUGUAUUGAAAUCAAUUUGCAGGUUAGGGUUUCUGGGUGCUUCGAUUAGAGUGAUUAUUCUGGUGGGUCGAUGGCAACACAUGGGAUAAAAUCAGGUGCAUUGGUUACUUUGCCGGAGCUUCAGCCAUCUUCACCGUUCUUCGAGGAAGGGGCUUCGCUUCGAGUUACUGGGAAGCUCCAAGAGUAUUCUGCAGAGACAGCCAUAGCCAUAGUUGCGGAAGAUGGUGCUGUCCUAAAGAUCAACACUGAACACUUGAGGGACAUUACCUUUCGAGUGGGCUCUAUUUACCAGUUCAUUGGUGAACUCCUCAUUCUGCCUGAUAAUGAGGCUAUCUUGCACGCACGUGUGGGCAGGAAUGUUGACGGCAUUGACUUGAAUCUGUAUCAUCAGUCUCUGCAACUACUGAGACAGUUUCAAGCUGACCACAUGAAUAAUUCAAGUUAAUGCAGAACCAAAGCUUCACAUAAGUGGAGUAUUUAAGCAGAGAUGAGAGAAGGUACCUAAAUAAAUUCACUAGCACUUAUAUAAAUGUGCAUCUCCCCUUCUCUGAAGUGCUUUUACAAAUUAGCUCACUGAAAUCACUUUUUUAGCUGAUAAGAAAUGGAACAUCGGUUAAAUUUUCUGCACUAUGAGCAUUGUAGUUUUCUUGCCAUAAACUUGAUACCAUGGACUCUGAAACUAGACUAGGUAGUUCUUAGACUUGGGUUUGGGCUUUAAUACGGUGGGAAAUAUGACAUCAUUGGGUAUCUAUGUAGAACUUGGUCAUGUUGACUUGUCCCUCUCUCUUUGGACACAUUUCCUGGACUAGUGGAAUCAAAGAUCUUCAUCUGAACAAGUAAAUUUAAGAUACUUGUGGGGUUCACUCUAAAUUCUAAUCCGUCCAACUUAAAGUGUUAGAAAUACAAAAUAUCCCACGUCGGAUAGGUGAGAGUCAACCUUGUCGUUUUUAAGUUUGAGUCCAACUCCUCUCAAACGUAGAUGGCCUUUUUAAGAACAAAAUUGUAUGAGUCUUUUGAGGCCCAAAGCGGAGAAAA
Molecule: messenger RNA, 1178 nt
Organism: Tripterygium wilfordii
Lineage: Eukaryota; Viridiplantae; Streptophyta; Magnoliopsida; Celastrales; Celastraceae
Product: CST complex subunit TEN1
Exons: 3
Coding region: 214-588 (124 amino acids)
Biological process (GO): negative regulation of telomere maintenance via telomerase
Cellular component (GO): CST complex
Molecular function (GO): telomeric repeat DNA binding; telomerase inhibitor activity; single-stranded DNA binding
Source: RefSeq, a predicted model, not a curated record